AUGUCUGAGUACAAGUUCUAUUCGUACAAUGCUCUCGCUAAUGCUGUUAAGAAUGAAUUCAGUAACGCGAUAAAUGUGAACGUUAUAUUCAAUAAAAAGUCUGUGAAAGGAUUAUAUAUAUCGUUUGUUAAACCAUAUGCUAUCAUUAUUGACAGAAAACGUUACACACCACAUGAAAUAGCAGUAUUACUUAAACAGAAAGGAAUAUAUGUAAAUAUUAAAGAUUCUCAUUAUACGAUUAUGAAGAACUCUAACGUUGAAUUUUUCAGCAUCGUUUUAGAUUUAACGCAGCAGAAAGAAUUCAAGAAAGGAGAAAAUGUCGUUAAAUAUUAUCCUUCAUCUCUGAAGAUGAUAACGAAUAAAGAUACACUCCAUAAAAUCCUACCAGUAAUUGAGGAAGCAACGAUUGAAUUUGAUGAAGAAGGUAUGGAAAGCCGCAACGCAGAGCCCAUAGUUGAGGAAAGUGACCCUGAGGAAAGUGAUUCUGAGGAUUUAUAA
Trichomonas vaginalis G3 is the source of this 498-nucleotide messenger RNA. RefSeq lists its product as uncharacterized. The transcript has a single exon. Bases 1 to 498 code for a protein of 165 amino acids. Lineage: Eukaryota; Parabasalia; Trichomonadida; Trichomonadidae. The record is from RefSeq and is a predicted model, not a curated record.